CUUGAGAUAUAUUUGCUUCUUUUUUUGAAAAAAAAAAAAACGAGGUCGAGAAAUCAAAUCUUUAGUUUAGAAUGUAGAUAACCAGUCAAUUGAGCUAUUAAAAUUUUUUUCGUAACACAAUUGAUUUUUGAAUUUUAUGUGACCAUUAAAGUGUUAGAAAAAUGAUUAUCUUAUAGCAACCUUCUCUUUAAUUUCCCUAUGUAUAUCAACCUUCUCUUUGAUAGUUUGAUUUCACACCUUGAAAGCAUAUCUUAUAUCAAUUAAAAAACAAACAAUGAGUGUUUGGAUAGGUGCAAGAGAGCUUUCAAUUGAAUGGGCAGAAAAUCCUCAAUAUUGGACUUGGAACUACAUUCACAACUCUGGUGUGGAAGUAGCUGAGCUUGUGAAUGUUUGUUGGCUCGACAUUCGAGGAAAGAUAGACACAAGUCGACUAGCUAGAAAGACUAGUUACUCGGCCUAUUUGGUGUUCAAGCUGAAAGAUAAUCAUCGCGAACUUGAAAAAGCCAUUGCAUCGGUUAGAUUUGUGAAGGAAAAACCCGAGGGGACUGAUGAAGAGGGCUACACUGUUUUCCUCUCAAAGGCGAAGGGAUAUGAAGGAGAACGUGGAAGAUUUCCUCAUCAUCGAAGCGAUGGAUGGACGGAAAUAAAGCUAGGUGAAUUUUUCAACAACUUUGGUGAAGAUGGUGAAGUUGAAAUGAGGUUGAUAGAGAACAAAAACCCUAAUUGGAAAUGUGGGAUUAUUGUUAAGGGCAUCGAUAUUCGUCCAAAUUAAAAAGAAAUCGAUCUAGGGCUAUUUUUAUUCGGGCAUAAAUGGAAGUCAUGUCUGGCCCUCUAUAUGUUUUAUGUACUAUUGCCUCGGUUUGAUUCAGAGUACGAGAGUCAAACUAAACAGAAUAGUACUAUUUUUAUGUUGUGUUUGUUUUGUUUUGUCUUUUGUGUUGUUUAUGACAUUUCUUCAAGUUUGUCAGUUGUGUUAAAGAGUACUGAGCUUGAAUCAGUACUUUUUUGUGUGUGUAUUUUCUACCCGAUUUCAAAGAAAUAAGAGAUUUUAUGGCUCUUACUAGUUAAA
Messenger RNA from Capsicum annuum, 1069 nucleotides. Its product is annotated as F-box protein PP2-B10. The transcript is spliced from 3 exons. The record is from RefSeq and is a predicted model, not a curated record. NCBI's taxonomy places the organism in Eukaryota, Viridiplantae, Streptophyta, Magnoliopsida, Solanales, Solanaceae. Bases 275 to 772 code for a protein of 165 amino acids.